AUGGGCAUGGUCGCCGACGGCGACGCCCUGUGCGUCUGCGGCAACCACGAGCAGAAGCUGGCCCGCGCGCUGGGCGGGCGGAAGGUGGCGCGCACCCACGGGCUCGCCGAGUCGCUCGCCCAGCUCGACGCCGAGCCCGACGAGUUCCGCGACCGCGUCCACGCGUUCUGCGACGACCUCGUCGCCCACUACGUCCUCGACGGCGGGCGGCUCGUCGUCGCCCACGCCGGGCUGCCCGAGCGGUUCCACCGUCGCGCGUCCGGGACGGUGCGCAGCUUCGCGCUCUACGGCGACACCACCGGCGAGACCGACGAGUUCGGCCUGCCCGUGCGCCUGCCGUGGGCGAAGGACUACCGCGGGCGCGCCGCCGUCGUGUACGGCCACGUCCCGACCCCGGAGGCCGAGUGGGUCAACAACACGAUCUGCCUCGACACCGGCGCGGUGUUCGGCGGGAAGCUCACCGCGCUGCGCUACCCCGAGCGCGAGCUCGUCGACGUGCCCGCCGGCGCCGUCUGGUACGAGCCGAGCCGGCCACCGGCGCCGUCGACCACCGAGCGCGACCCGGACGUGCUCGACCUCGACGACGUCGCCG
Theobroma umbraticum is the source of this 592-nucleotide messenger RNA. Lineage: Eukaryota; Viridiplantae; Streptophyta; Magnoliopsida; Malvales; Malvaceae. The record is from RefSeq and is a predicted model, not a curated record.